AAAGCGUCCGUGAAAGCGCCACAAGUUAUUUCCACCGUCACGGCCAGCGUCGGUCAUCGCCCGGCAAGGUGUCGCUUUCGGCAGCUAAUUACCCGUUUUAUUCCUCGUUUAAGUGAAAAAUUUUGAUACACAUUUACUUUUGACACCCUCGGCACUUGGGGCCAUGGAAAGAAUCAGGUUUUUCGUGUUUUUCUUGGUGCUUUCCGCGUCUUUGCUGGGCAAAGCCGAAGCGGGCAGGAGCAGGACCAGCAACCAGAACAGCUUCCGACGGGCAGCUAACGGCAUCUAUCAGACUCUGAGCAGCGUCUUCGGAGAGGACAACAUUAGAGGGUUAUACAAGUUUUUCUCCAAAGCAACGGAGAGGUUUGUCCAUGGAGUGGACUCUUUCCUGGACACCAUCUGGAAGAUCUGGUCGGAUCUGCUGGAUGUGAUGGGCAUUGACUCUUCAAACCUCAGCCAUUACUUCAGCCUCACAUCUCUCACCAGCUCCCCAGCACGUGCCCUGCUCCUAGUCGCCGCUGUGUUCUUGGCCUACUGGUUCCUGUCUAUGUUCCUGGGGGGUUUCUUUUACCUGCUGCACGCUGUGUUUGGACGCUUCUUCUGGCUAGCCCGCGUCACUCUCUUAGCCCUAUCCUGCCUCUACAUCCUGCAGAAGUUUGAGGGUGACCCUGAGCGCACAGUGCUCCCAUUGUGCUUCAUCAUGGCUGUGUACUUCAUGACAGGCCCUGUGGGAGCAUACUGGCGCCGUGGCGGUGGGGCGGGUUCACUGGAAGAGAAAAUCGACCACCUGGACACUCAGAUCAGGCUGCUCAAUAUCAGGCUGAGUCGUGUAAUAGACACCAUUGAACGCACCGGAGACCAGUAGGCACAUUUUAGGUUGAAGCAAAGAUGAGUUUGGGGGGUGGGUCCAGGGAAAAAACUGAUGUAUUUGAUAAGAGAAUACUGUCUCCUACACACAUCUACAGCAACAAAACUACUGGGUAUUUACAACUCUAUUGUCAGUUGGGGACAAAAGUACAAAUGAAAACAGUAUUUUAAUGGCUUGAAUUGAUUUGGGUAACAAGAGAAACUGUUGAAUUGGAGUUUGCACAAAACCAAACAACUUUUUUUUUUUUUUUUUUUUUUUUUUUUUUUUUUUUUGAUGUUUUGGAAGGUUUUUUUACAUCGCUGAGGAAGUUGUCGGGAGAUGUCUGAGGUUUUCUAAAUGCUAGCCUACUUCUACACCUCAGCUACUUUUACGAAACUCCUCUAUUUUAAAUUUUUAAGGUUUGCUUAGGCACUGUCAAUGCUUGUGCUUGAUUAAUAAGCAUAUUUUACACAUAUUUACUUAAUUUGAUCCUUGUAAAUGACCUGGGGGUUAAGUCUCAGUUCUUGUACACAAAAACAUUUUUCCCCUUUUUUUUUUUUUUUUUAGCUACUGCUAUAGGAGGGGGUAGGGUGUGUGGUACCGGGGGGCAUUGUUGUUUCUAAUAUGUAUAUUCCAGCUGUUGGAAAGUUGUCCAUAGCAAGAUUUAUUUAUUCAAUUUUUCCAUCCAAAGUGUUGAAAUGUAGAUCUAGUUUGUUGAAUCACCACCUCAUAGUGACAAAAGCUUGACAUCAGGACCUCUUUUUCUUGAAUAUGUGUGUAGAUGCAGUUCAGUGACCUACUUGAAUAUGUGUGCGUGUUUGUGUGCAUGUGUGAGGGGCAACCUUGUGAAAUGGAAAAACGCUGUAUAAAAAGUCAACACCAGACAGGCAGCAAUAUCUCAGGGACUCACCCAACACAUGUUGAACUCAAAUGAGAUAUCAAGUAUGCUAAAAUCAUGUAUUGGUCUCUUCACAAUUCAGAUGCGACUUCUCAUUUGUUUCCAGCAUCUUACAAUACUUUCUGUUGAAAUGCUGGAGUUUAAAUCUAGCCUUUUAUUCUUUAUUUAAAUGCCAGCAUGGGGUUAUUUUGGUUAUCUGAACUGUAGCUAAUCGUCCUAAAUAUGUAAUCUGUCUCAACACAGACGCAUCUGUUAUGGUAAGAAUUUUUAAUCAAUUGUAAUAGGAUCUGACCUGAACUUGCAGAUUAAAAAGGUUUUAGUGACUUUAAUACUGCUGGGAAAAAAUUGUAUUGGAUAUUACUUAACCCUGCUUUUGAAACUAAUAUGAAAGUGAUUAUUUCUCCUAUGAGUAUUUUAAUGGUAGUUUAAAACCAGCCUGCCUGAUUCAUGCACUAAAAUGUUGUGUUUAAAAAGUAAUGCUUUGGGUACAUUGUUAGUCUACAUCACCAUAGCUCUCACUAAUUGGUUUGAUAUAUUCUUUUUCUUUUAAUUGUAUAUUUCUGAAGGUGGUUUUCUCUCACAAUCUCAUUUGUUACCAUGGAUUGGUGUAAGAGAAUGUCCCCUGCACUGCUUGUCUAUGUUUAUAGCAUGUCUUCCUUAAUAAUGUCCCAACAUCCUUUACUCUAAAUUAAAGUUAUUAAAUCUGAACUCCGUAAUCACAGUUUGUUAUAACAAAUGACCCUAAUGCUGUGCAGAUCUUUCUUUUGGAGGUGGUGGUGGUGCUGAUGGUUGGAUGAGUUCAUACAUCAAACAUCAUGAUUGUGUUAAUCAUUUUGAUUAACAACUACCAGUAUAUGUAGUGGGCUGUAAUUUUGUUUCUUUCAAUAGUGUGGGUGCUAUGACAUGCAUUGUAAAUGAAAGGUGUUGUAUCAACCGGUCAGGGUUGCAGUGGCCUUCUGGCUUCAGAGUAUACAGAGUGUAUCAAAGAGAAUCAUCUGAUUUAAAAGUGUUUUAAUUCCGUAGGUGUUCACAGGUAACAUGUUGAGCACUUGUGAACAUUGUAGGUUUUCUAUGUAAAACUUUAAAUUCAGCCAUACAUUUUAAAAUUUACUGCUGUCUCCUGUAUGUAUAUCUUUAAAGAAUAUAGCCGUUAGAAUUGGAUGGUUCUUUUUUUAAACACCCUAUAUAGUGGACUUUAUCAUACAAUUUGUAUUUGCUUAUAUACUAUUGGGAGAAGCUCCACCCACCAACUACUUUUAUUUUGAGGUCUGUUACUGUACUUUUAAGGGUCGUUUUUGGGGGGUUUUUUCUUCAAACCGAUACACUAAUAACUCUGUACCUUGAAACCAUGAUUUCUUUGUAGGUAGGUUGUUAUACCAUGAAAAUCUCAUCUUGUGUAAUUUUAUGCCAAGUAUAGAAAAAUGAACUUGUUAACUGAUUCCCAGCGCUGUGUGAUAAUUCCCAUGGAGUUUAGGUUGUCAUUAAACUCCAUCUCAGAAUUAAGCCUGAUGAUGGCAAACUUCAAUAACUAUAUAAACUCUUAGUGUCUCCUUAUUUUGCCCAGAGUGCCAUCAGCCAGCCCAGGUCACCCAUAUAUCCCGUGUAACCGGAGAUUUUCCUGCAUGCUUAACUUUUAUGCCUAUAAUGUUGCAUUGCAUUACAGUAUAUUCAUGUUAUUGACUGCCUAGGCAGAGCCCUUAAGUAUGUGUGAUGGGGUUGAAAUAGCCAGAAGUUAAUUACUUUUGGAAUUGUGUUAUAAGUGUUGUUCUUCUGCACUGAUGAUUAAACUGUGUAUGCUGUUUGCUAUCAUUACAAUCCUGAGCCGGACAGACUCUCUCCCAUCAUUCCAUUAUCACUGUGUCGCUGACAUGGAGUCAAAUUUUAAAGUACUUAAAACAAAAUUAUCAUUUUAUGAGCUGUAAAUGAACAGUCUGGCCAGUGACCUUUGUUUAACUACUGGCAGCAUGUGAGGUGAAUAAAGGUAUAGUGUGUGAUAUUGAUGUAUGUUGAUGGGUUUUAGUAUAUGAUGGUAUUAUAUUGAAUUCGGAAAAGGCCAUGCGGUUGGUUUAGAGCGAAUUCAGGAUUUUGGUGGUUAUUUAUCAGACUUUAAAUUCUAGACACUGAAAACUGUUUAAAAACAGAUACAACUUGAAACAGUUUCUCUUUAAAGUACCCAGAAGUUCUUACACUGCUGUCUAACAUCUUGAAAACACUCACAAACCAGCUCCAAGAGGGAGGUGUUACCAUUCCUUUUAGAUAUUAUGGAAGCAAUUGUUCAUGUUUUAAGUUGCUGGCAGCUGUAUGUCUCUUCAUUUAGCAUGUAGAUGUCAAAAGAUGCCAGUAGAUCCUUAUCGGCAUAGAAUAUAUGCUGCAUUCAAAAUCUAUUUAUUCCAUGUUAACAACAUCAUCUGAAUGACAUGUACUUCUUUCUUUUUAAUGUACUGUAUCUUGUGUAUUUCUCUGUUUUCCACAUAGCCUGCUUUUAUAUUGUGCUGUGCCAAUAAUGUUUUCUUUUAUUUUUACUUCACUUACUUUCUUUUGUUAUUUGUAACUGCUGAUUUUAGAGUAGAUGCAGAUGGCUUUUCUUUUUCACAUCACCACUUAAUGUUUUUAGGCCUUUUUCUUUCUUUGUUUGUUUUUAAUGAGUAUUUUUGUACUCAGUUGUUGUUUGAAGAGCCAAACUAUUCUGCCUGCUGUUACUUUCUGUUUGGAUGUUUGUGUUUAUGAAAACCUGUCAGUGGGGAUGCAGUUCUUUUUGUGCCAGAGUGAAAAUGAGGUCCAGAUUUAAAUAAACACCAGAUUAUGACUGAA
This is a messenger RNA of Haplochromis burtoni (Burton's mouthbrooder), 4556 nucleotides long. RefSeq names its product bri3 binding protein (gene bri3bp). The record is from RefSeq and is a predicted model, not a curated record. Gene Ontology annotation, cellular component: mitochondrion. The transcript has 3 exons. Bases 164 to 865 code for a protein of 233 amino acids. Lineage: Eukaryota; Metazoa; Chordata; Actinopteri; Cichliformes; Cichlidae.